AUGUGUCCUAAUGUGUCAAAUGCUACUACUACUGAUUCUGACGCGAAAAAACUUUGUGAUGUUAAAGAAAAUGAAGAAGACUCUUUAGUAUUUGAAAAUCUUCAAAAGGUCAAUAAUCUUAAUGCUGUUGAACAAAAUAUAAAAUUGUUCCCAAUAAAUACCCAACACAAUGUAACUAGUAAUACUGAAGAUUUAAACUUAUAA
Diabrotica balteata is the source of this 204-nucleotide messenger RNA. The record is from the annotation of a GenBank genome assembly. NCBI's taxonomy places the organism in Eukaryota, Metazoa, Arthropoda, Insecta, Coleoptera, Chrysomelidae.